Messenger RNA from Phyllostomus hastatus (greater spear-nosed bat), 3355 nucleotides. RefSeq names its product calcium/calmodulin dependent protein kinase II beta (gene CAMK2B). Gene Ontology annotation, molecular function: calcium/calmodulin-dependent protein kinase activity; ATP binding; calmodulin binding. The transcript is spliced from 21 exons. Lineage: Eukaryota; Metazoa; Chordata; Mammalia; Chiroptera; Phyllostomidae. Gene Ontology annotation, biological process: protein phosphorylation. Gene Ontology annotation, cellular component: cytoplasm; neuron projection. The record is from RefSeq and is a predicted model, not a curated record. The coding region runs from base 127 to 1755 and encodes 542 amino acids.
GCGAGCCGAGGUGUCGCCCGCGCCCGCGCCCGUGUCGCCGCCGUGCCCGCGAGCGGGAGCCGGAGUCGCCGCCGCCGCCGCCGCCCGAGUGCAGAAGAGCGCACGCCGGGGCUGUCUGUCACCGCCAUGGCCACCACGGCGACCUGCACUCGCUUCACCGACGAGUACCAGCUCUACGAGGAUAUUGGCAAGGGGGCGUUCUCCGUGGUGCGACGCUGUGUCAAGCUCUGCACCGGCCAUGAGUACGCGGCCAAGAUCAUCAACACCAAGAAGCUGUCGGCCAGAGACCACCAGAAGCUGGAGAGAGAGGCUCGGAUCUGCCGCCUCCUGAAGCACUCCAACAUCGUGCGGCUGCACGACAGCAUCUCGGAAGAAGGGUUCCACUACCUGGUCUUCGAUCUGGUCACUGGCGGGGAGCUCUUCGAGGACAUCGUGGCCAGAGAGUACUACAGUGAGGCGGACGCCAGUCACUGCAUCCAGCAGAUCCUGGAGGCGGUUCUCCAUUGCCACCAAAUGGGGGUCGUCCACAGGGACCUCAAGCCUGAGAACCUGCUCCUGGCCAGCAAGUGCAAGGGGGCCGCGGUGAAGCUGGCGGACUUUGGCCUGGCCAUCGAAGUGCAGGGGGACCAGCAGGCGUGGUUUGGGUUCGCCGGCACGCCGGGCUACCUGUCCCCAGAGGUGCUGCGCAAGGAGGCCUAUGGCAAGCCAGUGGACAUCUGGGCAUGCGGCGUGAUCCUGUACAUCCUGCUGGUGGGCUACCCGCCCUUCUGGGACGAGGACCAGCACAAGCUCUACCAGCAGAUCAAGGCCGGCGCCUACGACUUCCCGUCCCCCGAGUGGGACACAGUCACACCCGAAGCCAAAAACCUCAUCAACCAGAUGCUGACCAUCAACCCCGCCAAGCGCAUCACCGCGCACGAGGCCCUGAAGCACCCGUGGGUCUGCCAACGCUCCACGGUGGCCUCCAUGAUGCACAGGCAGGAGACGGUGGAGUGCCUGAAGAAGUUCAACGCCCGCAGGAAGCUCAAGGGCGCCAUCCUCACCACCAUGCUGGCCACCCGGAAUUUCUCAGUGGGCAGACAGACCACCGCUCCGGCCACAAUGUCCACCGCGGCCUCCGGCGCCACCAUGGGGCUGGUGGAACAAGCCAAGAGUCUGCUCAACAAGAAAGCAGACGGAGUCAAGCCCCAGACGAAUAGCACCAAGAACAGCGCGGCUGCCACCAGCCCCAAGGGGUCGCUUCCUCCAGCUGCCCUGGAGCCUCAGACCACCGUCAUUCAUAACCCCGUGGACGGGAUCAAGGAGUCGUCUGACAGCACCCACACCACCAUAGAGGACGAGGACACCAAAGCGCGGAAGCAGGAGAUCAUCAAGAUCACUGAGCAGCUCAUCGAGGCAGUCAACAACGGGGACUUUGAAGCCUACGCGAAAAUCUGCGACCCAGGCCUGACCUCGUUUGAGCCUGAAGCUUUGGGCAACUUGGUCGAAGGGAUGGACUUCCACAGGUUCUACUUCGAGAACUUGCUCGCCAAAAACAGCAAGCCGAUCCACACGACCAUCCUGAACCCGCACGUGCACGUCAUCGGGGAGGACGCUGCCUGCAUCGCCUACAUCCGCCUCACGCAGUACAUCGACGGCCAGGGCCGGCCCCGCACCAGCCAGUCCGAGGAGACCCGCGUGUGGCACCGCCGCGAGGGCAAGUGGCAGAACGUGCACUUCCACUGCUCAGGCGCGCCCGUGGCCCCGCUGCAGUGAAGAGCCCGACGGAUGGUGUUUGGCGCCCAGCCGCCUCGGCGCACGGCCUGCCUGUCGCAUGUUUGUGUCUGCCUCUUCCUCCCCUGGUGCCUGUGUCUGCAGAAAACCAAGACCAGAUGUGAUUUCUUUUUAAAAACAAGAUGACAGCAACAACCACACACACGAAAUGUCGGAUGAAAUGGGAAAAAAAACUAAAGAAAGGAAAAAGCUGUAAAAAUGAUUGGCAUUCGUGGGGCUUCGAACGUACUGGCCAUUCCCUACCCGAGCUCCACCUGUCUGUCCGCUCCUGGCCUCCGGACCGCCGGCGGUGAACUUGUCCACGGGACGGCGCCCGUUGCCCUGCCGUGUUUGUUUCGAAGGGGCCCAGCCCUCUGCCCUGCGCGCAGUGGGUAGUGUCUGGUGUCGUCUGGGGGCGCUGCGGGGGCCGCGGGCCUGAGCGCAGCUGUUCCCUCUGCUUCUUUUCCCUUCCUCUCCCCCAACCAAGAAGGCGGGUGUGGGCCCCUCCCGUGCCAGUGCCCCAGCGUGGACCGGCCAUGCAGAGGCUGGGCCAGCCCCCCAGAAGGACCAGUCAUGAGAGGAGCCCCUGGGGCCCAGGGCUCUGGCUCUGGCCCUCCUAGGGGCAGGAGGUGCAGGUGGGUACGCCUAGCGUCAGACCCAGGCCGGCUACACCCGGCGGGGGAAACACCCUCGGCAGAAGCCCACGGGGCCUUCCGCAGAUACAGGGGCAGGGGCUCGAGGGGCAGGAGCUCCAGGGCUCCUGGCUACUGCAGGGCUCCCGGCCUCUGGCAGUGCUGCGGGAGGCCAGGGCAGGGCCGGGCCGACCCCCUCGCCAGGCUUCAGGAGGCUGCAGUGUGUGCCCGGGACUCUGAGCGGGGAGAAGGCGCAGGGCUCCCAGCACUAAGGCUCAGGGACGGCCUGUGCGGUCAGAUGGCAGCGGAGAGCAGCCAAGGGUGCGGGUGCGGGUCUGCCUGGGCCUGUUCACAGAGGUGUGGGGCCCAACUCCUUCCCCUUUAAUUGAUGUUGUUUUCAACAAAGAUUCUCUUCUCUUCCCUCACAAGUCAAGCUGGGGUGGGGGGGGGUCAUGGGGUGGGGACAGGACACAGCACCUGCUCUCCAAGUAGGCUGUCCAUCGUCAGACACUCUUAGUGGACACUCACCUGCCCGUCCACAGCUGUGCUCAGGACAGCUGUCCCCACCCACGGACACGGGGUGAGCAUCUGCCAGGCUCCCUGGGUGUGGGCAGCACAUGGCAGGGCUCAUGGCAGACAGCGUGUGGCCCAGCCACCCGCACCUCCUGGGGCCUCCUCCCUCCUCUCCCACUCCUGUUAUCUCCACGGAGCUGCCUGUCUGGGUUAAUUUGGGGAUUUUUUCUGGGGGAUAGUUCUUUUGCAUGACCCCCACGAGCAAGCCACACCCGCUCUCCUAGCUAGAUGUCCGCGGUGUGGCCUCGCCGGCCUGCCCUGCAGAGGGUCAGCUGCCGCGGCGCUGGCUGGCUUUCCUCCUCUCUUUUUGCUGAGUUUCCUUGUCUUUUCUUUCUGAGCCUUGUAAGUGUACAAAAAAUUAUUUUGUUCUGUCUCGGGAAACUGCGAAUAAAAGAAAA